CGUACUCUUCAUACAUACCGCGCGCAUAUUUUCUUCACCUAGAUUCCUCUGCGUCCUCCUUCUCCUCCAUCGCUAUCUCUCAUUGCUCCUCUACCCUACGCUGCAUACAAAUAUCCUUCACUCUCUAUUCAACACACCAGCAUCCAUCCAUUGACCAUUCCACUCCUCACCAUGCCAACAUCCUCUCACUGAUCCCUCAGCAUGCAAACAUCCUCCUUGAUCCACACAGCUGCACACAUCCCACUCCAACACCCUACCAACCAACACGCGUCAGCACCAUCAAUUACCCACAUACACACACGCACCACGUUUUACCGCACACAACCUCCUCCCUCACCCAACAAGCAUAUCAACAAAAACUCUCCAUCAUGACCCCUCGUCCCACAUCACCAAUGCACAGCACACCUGUCCUUUCUUACCACCCUCCAUCCGACGAUAAAUAAUCCUGCGUUAAUAGCCACGGUCAGGUCAUCACAUUGUUAAGUUCAAAUGUCGUUUAGUUGUGAAACAAAUAGUGUCUGUGUCAUAGCACAGACGCGUGGAAGC
This is a messenger RNA of Gamsiella multidivaricata, 546 nucleotides long. RefSeq lists its product as uncharacterized. Bases 202 to 372 code for a protein of 56 amino acids. NCBI's taxonomy places the organism in Eukaryota, Fungi, Mortierellomycota, Mortierellomycetes, Mortierellales, Mortierellaceae. The transcript has a single exon. The record is from RefSeq and is a predicted model, not a curated record.